UUGGCAAUCGAAGAUAGCUAGAGAGAAAUUAAGAAGAAGAGAGAGAGAGAUAGAAUGGGAGAAAACAGUGGUGAGACUACUGAGAAUAGUAAUAGUAUAGUUAGGGCUUUUGAAGGAGCUGCUAUUGCUAUUGCUGAUGAAGUUGAAAAUGAUGUUUUUGACGUUGAUGAUGAUGAUGAUAAUGAUAAUGAUGAUGAUGAUAAUGAUGAGAAGAAGAAGAAGAAGAUUCUGAUGAUGAAGAGGAUGAUUUCCGAACAUCCUUUGUUUCACCUCUUGAUUGACACUCAUUUCAACUGUUUGAAGGUGGGAUUGGGUGAAAUUGAUCGAGAAACUGCUGUCACAACAGCUUAUAAUAACAACAGCUGCCAAGCCACUUCCAAAAUUACUCCUAAUUCUCCGGAGCUUGAUAAGUUUAUGGAAGCAUAUUGUAUGGCGUUGAGGAAGCUUAAAGAGGCGAUGGAGGAACCUCUGAAGGACGCAACAUCCUUCAUCUCCACCAUCUAUUCUCAACUUAAUGAUCUCUCUCUCCCAGAAAAUCAGAAAAAAUAACAAACUUUGAUUUUCACUACCCACAAAAAAUUAAGAUCAAUAACAUAUUAUAUAUAUAUAUUACAAUAUAUAUAUACACUACUACUACUACUACUGGCUAAUUAAUUAAUUAGUUAGUUAUUAUUAGAAUAAUAUUAGCACUUUAUUUUGUUUAUGGAGAAGAUGAU
Molecule: messenger RNA, 716 nt
Organism: Humulus lupulus (European hop)
Lineage: Eukaryota; Viridiplantae; Streptophyta; Magnoliopsida; Rosales; Cannabaceae
Product: homeobox protein knotted-1-like LET6
Exons: 3
Coding region: 55-549 (164 amino acids)
Cellular component (GO): nucleus
Molecular function (GO): DNA binding
Source: RefSeq, a predicted model, not a curated record